GUACUACCACAACAGCAAUCUCGAGGCAAACCCGGCACCUCCCGGGCGCCACGUACUCGCAACUCAUCCGCUUUCUCCACUUUGACGAGACAGACCUCGAGAUGCAGCUGACACUGCAUGCCUACGCCGUUAUGAUCUCCCACUGGUGUGAGCGGGAGACGCCCUGGAGGGUCCCCUACACCACCACGGAUCACAACAAUGCUUCCGCACUGGCAAGGCCCCCACGACCGCAGAGAAUCUCAAUCCUCCAGCAGUUUCGAGCGGCCCUAGACAAUUUCCGCAGUGGCCGUCCGCAGCACGGCGGGAACCUGCUCCGACAAGCCUUUCUCAACAUUGAGCGCGCCGUCCUGGAGACGGCCCAGGCCGCACUAGACAUGGAAGCCGUGUGGGACUGUUGUCUCGCAAUCCCCCAACUGAUCCUCCAGUCGACCGAGGCAUGGACCGACCCUGACGGCCUCCUGCCCAUCUUCGCCAACCACUUUUACCAGCUGUGCAAGCUCAAACUCGCCAAUAAUAACAUUCACCACCCCCUGACGCGAAUCGCCGAGACACUACGCAGACUUUGCCACCCCUCCCGGGCCGGGGACGACAAGAUGAUGAUGCACCGCCCACAGCUCUGGCUGUACAUCCGCCGCGCGUGGCACCUCUGGCUCGACCGCGUGACGCGCGUGCGCGGCCGGCAGGACGAGAUGGCCAUCCACCUCCGCAGGGGAUACGUCACGCUCAUGAUUCCAGUCGACGCAUACGGCGACAACAGUACUACUACAGGUAGUGACAUGGCGCAAGCGCACAACCUGAUAGGGGACUUUUGCGAGGCCGUGCAGCGCUCGCUGGCCACGCGCGGGUCCUUUGCCACCACGGCGCGCAUCCUUGAGCUCGAGCGCCUUUUGUGUCGCAUGUAUUUACCGCUGUUUACGGACGAGUCGGCGGCGAGGGCGAAUAACAUGCUCGUGGGUGUUGUGGAGAGGGUGCAGGGGAAGCACAAACACGAAGAUGAAGGUAAUGGGGGGAGGGCGAAUAUGGCCGAGUGGCAUUUUCUGGAUAGAUAUCUGGUGUUUAGCGCGAAUUACUUUUUGAGUUGUAUUGCUGAGUAUAGUGGCGAGAGGGAUCUGGCGGUCGAGUACCGACGCAGGAGUCUGGACGCGCCGAGGGACUUGUUUUGGUUGCAGACGACCAUGGUGUUGGAGGAGGAACUGCGUCUGAUGGGAUAUCAGGAGGAGGCUAACGCGGUCAUGGAGGAGAGGAUGAAGGAGCAAGAGAUGUAUGUGACGACUAGUCUUGAGGGGAAUCAGCUUCUGCUGCCGGGUUUGCAAGUUGGAGAGAAGAGGGAAGGAGUUUGAUUGCAUCAUGUGUACUUCACGGGUAAGGGGCCCUGAAGGGGCACAAUGUUACAGAGGGAUGAGGCACCAAAAUGUAAGGUAGCUAGGUAGCAUUUCAGACUAUAUAUGUUUGUAUGUAGGUAGUUGGAAAAGAGAACAAGGGGGAGAAAACCAAGUUAUGUUUACU
Canariomyces notabilis is the source of this 1506-nucleotide messenger RNA. RefSeq lists its product as uncharacterized. NCBI's taxonomy places the organism in Eukaryota, Fungi, Ascomycota, Sordariomycetes, Sordariales, Chaetomiaceae. The record is from RefSeq and is a predicted model, not a curated record. Bases 102 to 1340 code for a protein of 412 amino acids. The transcript has a single exon.